Molecule: messenger RNA, 3915 nt
Organism: Brassica rapa (field mustard)
Lineage: Eukaryota; Viridiplantae; Streptophyta; Magnoliopsida; Brassicales; Brassicaceae
Source: RefSeq, a predicted model, not a curated record
UAAGUAUUUACCACAGCUGAAAUAUCUAAUUUUUUGGAAGAUAAAAUAUUCUUUUUCUUAAUGCUUCUUUUACUAUCGACCAAAUUGUAGUAAAAUAAUUUGUCUUAAUAAUUUUUUUUAUUUUUUUAACUAUUAUCCGUUUAGAAACUAUAAUAUGAAACUAUUGGUUCGACAUCACGAUUAUCUAAGAUUCAUAACAUAAAAACAAACAAAUAAUAGUAAUUUUUGAUUAUCAUAGGAUUAAAAAAACAAAAACAUCAAACAUUUUAACCGAACAAAACCAAAUAAAUAUUGAUUUAAAAUGAUAGUUAUAUUUUAGGAGAUUAAAAACCAAAAAAACAACUUAAAACCAAACCGAUAUCCAGAUUAAACAGAUUAAUGUCGCCUUAUUAAAAAAUAACAAAACUAAUAAUCACAUUCAUUCCGCACAAAAGCGCGGAUUACCUAGUGACACUUAUUAUGAAAUAGACGGGUAGUUGAUAAACCAAUGGUUCGUCCAAGGUUGUUGUCUAAGACGCAUUAUCUUCCAAAAGUCAAUGGAUCGAACUCAAAGACGUGCAUGGUGAAUGUCCAAGACUUAAGAAAAGCAACUUCGUAGUUUCUUUUAGAUAUAAAUCAAAUUAUAUGCGUCAAAACCAAAACCAAAACCAAAACAAGAAAAUUUCUUUCUCCUCUGUUUUGUUUCAAAUGGUUGAUCAAACUAUGGAUGUGGUUGUACAUGUCAGUUCUUCUGGAGGAAAUAUUUUCCGACCAGACAACGCAUUGACCCCAGAACCUAGGAGACAGACACACUUGUCAGCUCCUGCUCCGGAGAAAAUACUGACUCUUUUUGCCUUACGACUCGCUGUUCUUGAGAAGAUUGCUUCACGGUUGGGAUCUUUAGGAUUCGUAUGGGCCACCGUUGUUCUUCUUGGUGGUUUCGCCGCAAGUUUAGAGACAUCAGAUUUUUGGUUUGUUACUGUGAUUCUUGUUGUGGAAGGAGCUCGGAUUUUCAGCAGAAGUCAUGAGCUUGAAAUGCAGCAUCAGUCUAAAUACACAAUCUCUGGAAUCAACACCUUCCGGUUACUUGUCAGACAAUUUAUCAGAAUUUUCCGCAAGGAAGCUCAAAUUGCUGGGAACAACGAUAUAUCAUCGGUUCAGGAAAGAAAAACAGAACAGAGGACUGCGAGGCAGAUCGAGCGGACCAGGACAUGGACAACCUCAGAUGUUCCAAUGUUGCCUUACACAGGAUGGGUUUUCGUUUCAAGAAACGUGAGUCGAGUCUGCUACUGGCUCCAGAUUGCUUCUGCUUUCGCUAGCAUUAUCAUCUCCAUGAUCAAGCUCAUCAGGCAAGAUUAUGGAGGCAGCGAAUUGAAAUCCAGAAGCACCAAUCUUCACUCGUCUUUAACUCUCUUCUACUCUCUAGCGCUCGCGGAGGCGCUUCUCUUUCUUGUUGAGAAAGCUUACUGGGAAUGGAUGAUCAGCGUUUACAAGAUUCUUGAUAAAGUGAAUCAAGAAUGCGGUCUCGAGAGGUCUGGAACUGAUUCAGUGAGAAGAUUCUUCUACAACGCUUACUCGAGAUGUCUAAAUGGGAGCAUCUUUGACGGAUUGAAGAUGGAUAUGGUCGUUUUCGCCAUGGAGCUUUUGGUGUCAAAUUCUCCUGAUGAGCAGCUCAUUGGAGCAGAGAUUCUCUAUAGAUUCUCAACAAGCCAAGACUAUUCCGUUGAUACCCUGCAGAAGAUUGGGACUAAUCUAGAGAUCAUAGAGAGGUUGGUUGAGAUGUUGAAUUGGAGAAACAAGAAUCAAGAAGUUAUGAGAAUGUCAUCUGCAGAGAUUCUCUCAAGAUUAGCUAGUAAGAAGCAAAACUCUCUGAGAGUUGCAGGGAUCCCUGGAGCGAUUGAGUCCAUCUCUUCUAUUUUAGAUAGCACGAGAGAUUCGGGUCAAGCCACUGAUGAGAUUGGAGAAAAUAGUAUCAAUCAAACCGAUCGCUGGACGUUCAACAAUCUUGGAUUGUUGAUUUUGAAAAGGCUAGCUAGAGAUCAUGAUAACUGUGUGAAGAUUGGGAAAACAAAAGGGUUGCUUUCAAAGAUCAUUGACUUCACUUAUGCUGAGAAGAGGUUGCUGAAGGAUCCAAAUCUUGCGGCUAAUAGAAUCUUAGCUGUGAAACGGUCAUUAAAGCUGUUAAGGAAACUGGUGAAAACAACGGGUGCAACAGGGAGAAACUUGAGGAGAGACAUCUCUGGGAUUGUCUUCACAGUAAGCAACAUUAGGGAAACAUUACGCCAUGGAAAGAAGCAGCCUGGUCUGCAGAAGCUUGGUGCAGAGAUCUUGACUUCCCUUGCGCUUGACGAAGGUGCAACUGAGAAAAUUGGCGGCACAGGCGGGGUUCUAAAUGGACUUCUCUGCAUAUUCUUGAAUGAUGAUAUUCCAGGGAAUCAGACUAGUGGCGUGAGAGACUCUGUUGGUGAGACUAUAGCAAUGCUAGCUCAAGGAAGUCAGAGCAAUUGCCAACGCAUGUUGAGAUCAGAUGAUGUUCUUCAGGGCCUUGUUGAGGCUUUGAACAACCCCUUGAUUCGGUCGAAUGCAGCGAGAAUCUUGAGGAAUCUAUGUGCAUAUACAGAUCCUAAUCAAGUUAUGGAACAGCUGAAGGAAGUUAAAUCAGCUGGAGCAACAGUUCUUAAGGCAAUAAUGUCUGAAAAGAGCAAACCUCAAGAGGUUAUGGUGGGAUUAGCACCGCACAUUUUCAGGUUAAUGAGUGCUGAUGAAUCAAGAGAAUUGUUCGAGGAAGCGGGAGUAACCAAGGAAGAAGUAGCCAAUGCAUUAGUCAACAUUCUCAAGAGACAUGAACAGCCAGUGCCAAAAGUUCCAAGAAUCAGGAGGUUUGCAAUUGAACUAACCAUUCAGAUGAUGAGAACUAAUCCUGAGACGGUCAAGACUUUCCUAAACCUUGGGAUGAAGAAUGAAUUAGAGACAGUCUUUGAGACUGCAGCUGAGGUUGAGAACUUUGAUAUAUUCUCGGGCACGGUUGGCUUGGCACGCCAUGGCUUAACGAUCAAUGAACUCACCGAAGACGCAAUACGGUUAUUGAGUUAGUCUCAGACCUCACAGCCACAUGGAAUAAAAGUUUAAACAACAUUGACUUUGUCUCAAUCCCAAGUUGUCUUCAAAUCAUUGUCUUUGCUCAUCAUAGUGUCUUUAAAAUGUGUAUCAAAUUGGCCCAUUUUCUUAUGUUCGUUCUCCACAUCAUCUGCUUUGCUUCCUGGAAAUGGGAGCAAAAUACAUGUGAGAUGCAUCUAUAUGUUUAUAAAUACGAUUAGUGAUCAAAGUAUAGGUAAGAUGAUGAUCUCGUUAUAUGUUCAUAACUAGAGGAUAAAAGAUCUUUGGUCAAAGCCAACAAGAGAUGAUUUUCUUUAACAAGACUGACUAGGUCAUGAAUAUAUUUAUAUAAAUCAUAACUAGAUGAUAACUUGUCGUGGCAAACCGUUUAAACACUUAAGCUUUCCUUUCUAAUUUUCCCAAACCAAAACAAAAUUAUCUAGUUUUGAAGAAACUGAGUAACCAAUGUGGAAACCGUUUCGUAGGCAGAACAAAUCCCACAAGAAAAGAGGCUACAAAUUUACUUUUACUUACAGAAAACUUUGUUAAAGGGGUAGGAAAGGAUAGAGUUUAGAGUAAAAUAUUAGAGAACGAAAGAGAAUACGAAGAAUGGAGAAAAUAACAGAAAGGAUAUGUAUAUUGCUUAUAUUUCUAUAUACAAGAAGAUACAUAUUUAUACGAAUAUAGAAUUAAGAUAUAGAAUACGUAAAUGAUAUAUUUGCAUAUAGGAGAGAGAUUAGGUCAUCUUUGCACGAAUGAGAGAAAGUAGAUAAGUUCAUGCAAAGGCUCUCACGUCUGGGCCUUCUGACUGGCUAUCUCCAAAGCCACCUAAAUGACGAA